ACCGUGCAUGGGAGAUCACCAGAGCUGACUUGAGCGCACAGCAAGGCAGUGGAAUCAUUACUCAAUGAAAAUUGAAGUAUUGAGCCAUGCAGAAUGACAAAUGCUUGUUUAAAAAGGGUAAAGACCCGUUUUCUGUCUUGUGUAAUGAUGCGUGACAACGGUAUGAGGAUAACCUUGAUAACUUCGACGACAAUGCUCCAAUUUUGGGGUGUUAUGAUUAUGAAACUGCUACACUUUUCAGCAUUCAGGAAAUAGGCUUAUAGAGAACAGUUAGGCUACUCAACGUAAGGAAAAGCAGUAUGCUGACAACAUUUCGCUCCUUGCUCACCGAACAGGACAGCGACUCAUGGGAUGUAGUGUGGGCUGUAGAACAAGGCUCAACUUUGGAAAGGCGCUGUCCAAAGUAUCCGUGUGUUUUACCAUGGUCGUGAUUUUCACCUAUUUCUUCUACUGUCUUACCGGAUUAUGUGACUCCGCGCCGAGACAGAUGUUCGACCAUCACACUGUAAACAGAGACUAUGAUAUAUCGGACCGUACGUACGACAACCUGCGACCGUCAGCUCGACUCUAUCCUCACCAGCCGGGCGCACCGACUCCCUGGAACAGGACAGACACUUCAACGGGCGCCGCGCUCCACCGUGCAGACGAACAGGUCGCCAAACUACAGUGGGUUGAAGGAGGACUGCUCCCACAAGAGAUACCGGAGAGCACCAAGGAAAAUCUAGCUGCUAACGGCAUCCCGGUGUCCAACACAUUUGAGAGUAAGAAGUUCCCACAAGCCAUCAUAAUCGGUGUGAAGAAAGGCGGAACGCGCGCUCUGCUGGAGUUCCUACGGAUUCAUCCGGACGUGAGAGCUGUCGGGGCAGAACCUCACUUUUUCGACAGGUUCUACGAGAAAGGACUUGAGUGGUACAGGAACCUGAUGCCUCGGACCCUGGAAGGUCAGAUCACCAUGGAGAAGACGCCCAGCUACUUUGUGACCAAGGAGGCUCCUCGUCGCCUCUGCACCAUGAACUGCCACACCAAGCUCAUUGUAGUCGUCCGCGACCCCGUGACCCGGGCAAUCUCCGACUAUACCCAGACGCUGUCCAAACAACCCGGCCUCCCCUCUUUCCAGAGCCUGGCCCUCAAGAAUACCUCUACGGGAUUGGUCGACACCUCGUGGAGCGCCGUGCGCAUCGGCCUGUACGCCAAGCACCUGGAGAACUGGCUCCAGCACUUCCCCUUAUCUCACUUCCUGUUCGUCAGCGGCGAGCGGCUGGUGUCCGACCCGGCGGGGGAGAUGGGUCGGGUGCAGGACUUCCUGGGUCUGAAGAGGGUGGUGAGCGACAAGCACUUUUACUUCAACCAGACGAAGGGAUUCCCCUGUCUGAAGAAGCCAGAGGGAAGCAGCAGGCCUCGGUGUCUGGGGAAGUCAAAAGGAAGGCCUCAUCCACAGAUCUCACCAGAGGUACUGCAGAGGCUCAGGGACUUCUACAGGCCAUUCAACCUCAGGUUCUACCGGAUGACUGGACAAGACUUUGGAUGGGACUGAGCCGUCCACCAAUGUUACAUGGAAAUCAAGCCAAAGCAUGAAAAUGAUUACUUUAAAACAUGUGGAGAGGACACUGCUUUCAUCAAGACAGGAAACACAAGACUGACAUUACAUUUGUCAAUGAGGGAACAGGGGUUCUAGGUUACCACUUUGACUUGUGACAUGGUAUGCAUUAUACAAAAUGUUGGCAUUUUAUAGUUUCAGUAUGUGUAUGUUGCUACAUGUAAGAAUAAUGUAAGAACUCAUUGUUUUGCCAGUGUAAAGUACAUGAACCAGGAGAUCAUGAUACAUGUCACACAGUAAGUAGACCAAAGGACGUUGAUGACUUGAUACCUCUGUGUGAGGAGACUCAUGUAAAAUGGAUUAUACAAAGGAUUAUAACCAACCUUUUUCUGACCUGUGUGUGUGUGUGUGUGUGUGUGUGUGUGUGUGUGUGUGUGUGUGUGUGUGUGUGUGUGUGUGUGUGUGUGUGU
Molecule: messenger RNA, 2007 nt
Organism: Oncorhynchus masou masou (cherry salmon)
Lineage: Eukaryota; Metazoa; Chordata; Actinopteri; Salmoniformes; Salmonidae
Product: heparan sulfate glucosamine 3-O-sulfotransferase 6-like
Exons: 2
Coding region: 347-1534 (395 amino acids)
Molecular function (GO): [heparan sulfate]-glucosamine 3-sulfotransferase activity
Source: RefSeq, a predicted model, not a curated record